AUGGCCGCGGCAUAUUGGCUCAACUUGCUCGGAUGCCUGUCGCUGUCGCUGCUAUGUCUCUUCACAACUACUCUUCAAGUCACAAGCGAGUCUAAGGUACACUUUGUGUGA
Messenger RNA from Spodoptera littoralis (African cotton leafworm), 111 nucleotides. Lineage: Eukaryota; Metazoa; Arthropoda; Insecta; Lepidoptera; Noctuidae. The record is from the annotation of a GenBank genome assembly.